GGUAGUGUUAUCACACGACUACUGUCUGUGGACCUCACAUGGCUAAUUUAAUGGUCUUCAUAUUUGUGUGUGGUGGUGUGUGGAAAGCAGCUGUUCUUGUGUAGUUUGUUUUGGUGUACCACGCAGGUAAGAGUCUUAGUCAAGUAACAUCCAGGGUGUGAGAUGCCUGCUGUGUGUGUGUGUGUGUGUGUGUGUGUGUGUGUGUGUGUGUGUGCAGGGCCUGGUAUUACAUCUGUGUGCAGCUAAUGGAUUUAUGAUCAGACUUAAUAACAAAGACAUGUCUGAAUAAGUGUGUUCAUACUGGCAUGAGUGUUUCUCUGUGUCUUUUUCCCCCUGAAAUCUCCAUAGUUACGGUAUGAUAUGAUUGUAAUGUAAUGCACAGAGAAUAACAACUCAUCUUUGAGAUCAUCAAGAAAAAAUCUCCACUGUGUUACCAUUUUAACAUUCACAGAUGUACUGUUUAACAAAAAGGCAUUAAAUAGAAUUACCUUACACUGCAGAUGUGCAGCUGUCCCGUACUGCAGACUGUUGUAAUCGUCAUCCCAGUCUCUUGAUGGCGCACUUUUAUAAUGUCUGACUCGUGGAUUCUGUGUCUAUCUGUGCCAGUGGAACUGGAGUAUUGGGUUAGUGCCGAGGGCUGUGUAGGCAUGCGUGUUCGUGUGAUGUGUGGGUGUGUAUGAGGGAGAGGAGAGGGACCGUGUGUGUGUGUGUGUGUAAGAGAGAGAGUUGUGUGUAGUGAUGAAAUGGGAAUAGAGAGAGAGAGAGGAAUCCAAGCUGACAGCUUCCCUAAUAGAGCAUGAUUAACUCGGCUACAGAAGCAGGCAGCCUUUGGAUUACAGCAGCACUUUCAGAUGAUAAUUUCAUGUUUAGGAUCCAGCCGCAAUGUCGACACUAAAUCGUUUUCUUAAAGCCUAUUUAAUAAUGGACCAGCGAAUAAACUCAAAAUGGUCCCUGCAUUUUUUAUGGUUUUGCUUCGUUUUUGGCAUUUCGUUUGGAGAAGUUCGAUAUAUCCUUCCAGAAGAGAUGCAGCGGGGGUCGGUUAUCGGCAAUGUGGCGCGGGACCUGGGGCUGGAUGUGUCGGAGCUUGGUGCUCGUCGAGCCCGUGUUGUUGCAGAAGGAACAAGCCAGCUGUGUGAACUGGACACUGCGUCAGGCAAUCUUUUGAUCAGCCAGCGGAUAGACCGAGAGGAGCUUUGCGCGCAAGCCAGUGUCUGCAUCCUGCAAUAUCAGCUCUUACUUGAACACCCCCUUCGAGCAUACAGCUUAGUUUUGGAUAUUUCAGACAUAAAUGACAACAGCCCGGUGUUUGCUGCUGAGGAGAUAAAACUCGAUUUAGUGGAAUCCACUGUACUGGGGAGACGCUUUCCCUUGGAGAGCGCGCAUGACCCCGAUUUGGGAACCAAUUCAGUCCGCGAAUACAAACUGAGCCCGAAUGAUCACUUUGCAUUAGAAAUGAGCAGUCAGAUUAACGGCAAUGCUUAUCCAGAACUAGUUCUGAAAAAAGCCUUGGACCGCGAGGCUCAAGCUGAACAUGUACUGAAAAUCAAUGGCAUUGACGGGGGGAACCCAGUCAGAUCAGGAACCGCUUCCAUCCAUAUCCGUGUUUUGGACGCCAAUGAUAAUGUUCCAGUUUUUAGCCAACGAGUGUACAAAGUCUCUGUGCCGGAGAACUCGCCCAUAGGCACCGUCAUCGCAACUCUGAAUGCCACUGACUUGGAUGAAGGUGUUUAUGGGGAGAUAACAUACUCUUUCAGUCACCUGUCAGACAAGAUGGGGGGAGUUAUUGAGAUUCACCCCCUGAGAGGAGAAGUCCGGGUGGCGGGUCUUAUAGACUAUGAAGAUGCAAGCACGCACGAGCUGGAUGUUCAAGCUAAGGAUGGGGGAGGCCAGGCCUCUCACUGUAAACUUAUAAUUGACGUCAUUGACGUGAAUGACAAUAAGCCUGUGAUAGAGAUAAAGUCGGCUUCUGCCAACGUGGCUGAAGACUCUAAACCAGGCACUAUGGUUGCUCUGAUUAAUGUUUACGAUCUGGACACUGGGAGCAGUGGACGCGUCACGUGCACAAUCUCAGAAAAUGUCCCAUUUAGAUUUGUGUCAGAGGUCAAAAACUACUACAUGUUGGUUACUGACGGAAUACUAGACAGAGAAUUUCAGCCAGAAUAUAACAUUACAAUUACUGCCACGGAUGCAGGCUCUCCCCCACUCUCUGGGGAAAAAAUUCUGACGAUCGUGGUUAAUGAUAUAAAUGACAACCCUCCCGCUUUUACGCAGACUGAGUACGAUGCCAACAUCUUGGAAAACCAACCCGUCGGCACGUUUGUGAUGAAAGUGAAAGCGGAGGACAUUGACGAUGGACCUAAUGCUAAAAUACUGUAUCAGAUAUUGAGGGACACAAACUCAGAAACGUCCGCCUUCCUUACCAUGAACUCAGACACAGGGGAACUCUUUACAUCACGCCUCUUUGAUUACGAGCAGUCGGUGCACUUCAAAAUUACUGUGGCAGCUCACGAUGGAGGUGAUCCUCCGCUCUCCUGUACCUCCACUGUGAACGUCUUUAUUAAGGACCAAAAUGACAAUGCACCUGUUGUCCUAUAUCCUGUCCAAACCACCGGGUUCAUUACUGAAGACAUGGUGCCGGUCGAGGCGCCGAAAGGUUAUCUGGUUACCAAGGUGGUAGCUGUGGACGCCGACUCUGGCCACAACGCCUGGCUCUCCUACAGAAUAAUCAAAGCAACGCGGCCCAACUUGUUUGUGGUCGGUCUACAUACGGGAGAAAUCAGAACUGUGCGAGUAUUCGAGGAGGACGACGAACAGAAACAAACAGUUUUAGUUUUAGUGACGGAUAACGGCCACGAAUCUCUCUCAGCCACUGCGACAGUCAGCAUAGUGAUUGGAGACGGGCUGCCUGUUUUAAACGAACUCUUUGAAUUUGCAGAGGAAUCACAGGACAGCGACAACAUCACACUCUAUUUGAUUAUCGCCCUGGCAGCAGUUUCCUCUCUCUUCAUCAUGUUAAUCACUGGAGUGUUUUAUUUUAAGCUCUGCCGUCGUGAUUAUGUUUACCGCUCACCCUCCGCCAGUCUUCCAGUUUUCCCCACGACCUACUGCCCAGCUAGUUUCACAGAUUUUAGCCGUUGUGGGACCCUGCUGAAGGAUGACCGCUAUGAUUCCUUCUUGACCACUGGGUCGUGGAGAGGCGAUUUUCGUUUCGGCUCAAACACUGACACCGACACACUAAAGAAAAGAAGUGCAGCCUAUCAGAAAAGCACCUUAAGGCGCGCUAGUGCAGAUAGAGUUACUCUGAAGAUGAGGGCUGCUGCCCCACAUCCUUGUUACGUGGUCACAUGAACGUGAAUCACAACAUGUUGUAAACAUUUUGUAAGAUAAUUCCUGUGCAGUGAAAUUAAUUUGUACUCUCUGACUGUCAAAUAUGUUUUAACUGCGUUAGUUUUUGUCAUGGCUGCUUAGAUUUAGAAGAAAAAUAUAUAAUAGUUGUUGAAAUGGUUGAAAUGUCAGCCUUUUUCUAUGGAAGUACUUGUGUCUGAAUAUUGUCAUCAAUGCAUCUUUUUGUAAUUUUGGAGUUUCAACCUGCACCACAUCCCUCCACAACCCAACCUGGAGCAGAACUUUUAAACUUAUAGAUAGUCUAACUUAUAGGAUGUUUUCAGAACUAGUGUCAGAGUAUAAAUAACGUGUUUCCUUUGUGAUUUGUUUUUGUGUUUUGUCAAGCAAUUGAAAGGUUUGCAGCACAGUCCUUGUAAGAGAAUUUUAACCUAUGAGAUGCAUUAAGGUUCAUUUGUCAUUAUAGACCUUUCUGGCCUCCUAUUACUCUCCUGAUAACAAUACACAGUUGAAAUAUAGCUGUUUAUUUUUUGCUUUGUUAUAGUAUAUUUGCCUCUGUUCAUGUUUCUGUUUAAACGGGCCUUCACAUUUCUAUUUAUUGUCUUUUUUUGAGCUGGAAUUCACUGCAGCCAAAUCUUGACCAUCUUGUAUUAUUUUUUCACAAAAUAAAACUUGAUCUGCUGUACUACAGAGACAUAUUAAAAGCUUACAUGCUAUAAAUUGAAAAAUAUGUUACUAACUACAACUGUAAACUGAUGGCAAAUAAACUUGUUGACAAGAUUAUGUUUUUGUUUCUCAGUUGGCCCAGAACUAUUAAAGGAUUCCAGUGAUGGACAUGA
Scatophagus argus is the source of this 4181-nucleotide messenger RNA. Its product is annotated as protocadherin beta-15. Bases 883 to 3348 code for a protein of 821 amino acids. The transcript has a single exon. Gene Ontology annotation, biological process: homophilic cell-cell adhesion. Lineage: Eukaryota; Metazoa; Chordata; Actinopteri; Scatophagidae. The record is from RefSeq and is a predicted model, not a curated record. Gene Ontology annotation, molecular function: calcium ion binding. Gene Ontology annotation, cellular component: plasma membrane.